UGCGAGAUUGAGGGGGCUUUCAACAAGUUUCGACAUACUCUAGCUUUUCACCACUCCUGCCCUUGCCUCCAUCAAGACUCCUUCCAUCAUGACGUCUGACGCUUCUCCAAAAUUUGUGUACAAGAUUCUCCCGUCCGCUCCCCCGGAGCCUUUCCCCCAGAAGAACCCUCUGUCGGAGCUUGACCAGAAAGAUGGCUUCAUACACAUGAGUAUUGCGGCCCAGGUUCCUGGCACAUGCGAUCGGUUCUUCAAAAACGCGCCGGCUAUUUGGGUGGCCAAGCUGAAGUUCGCCGACUUCGCCGAUCCUGUUAAGUGGGAGGGCGGAUUUCCUCAUCUGUACGGUAAUUUUGGAGUGGACGAUGUUGACUCGGUUGAGAAAUUUGAGAAGUCUGAGGGUCAAACAUGGGCCAGUGUUCUGGAGACUUCGGCAUGGUUAGAGUAGAGGGUAGAUAUGGUCUGCUGAGCUUUCCAUUUGCAUGAUACGAGUACAGAUGGCUUCUAAUCUAGA
Ilyonectria robusta is the source of this 508-nucleotide messenger RNA. RefSeq lists its product as uncharacterized. The transcript is spliced from 2 exons. The record is from RefSeq and is a predicted model, not a curated record. Bases 89 to 442 code for a protein of 117 amino acids. Lineage: Eukaryota; Fungi; Ascomycota; Sordariomycetes; Hypocreales; Nectriaceae.